AUGCUUCAGGGUGUUUUUUAAAGCAAAUAUCUAUCUAAAUACAUUCUAUAAAUUAGAAUGUAUUUAUAGAAAAAUAAUACAAUUAACAUGUAGUGGUAGAACGCAGCAGCAGCAUUGCAACAAUAAGACCAUCAUAUAAAGAUAAUAUCGAAUAUCAAAUUAUGUUAGUAACAUUCAGACGGUAAAUUUUAAAUGUUUUUUUCGGAAAUAUCAAAACAUUGAUAACUGACUAGUAUCAGCCUCCAAUGAACACUACAAUCAGUUUGUAACACCUGUUAUGACCCAGUUGUAAUCAUGACAACAUGUAUUUAAGAAGAAAGCUCACGUCUUUCCUUAGUGUGUUGUCAGAUAUUUUUGGAUAUUGAAGCAACAUCCAUUUAUCAAUUUAUGCCCACUCUCUAAGUGCUUAUGAAGCAGGGAAUUGGAGAGCGCUGCCUUUGUGCUCCCUUUUACAUCUGUGCGAGAUGAUUCCAUAGACAGAAAUGAAAGGCAAAUUAUUGCCUGUAAGGUAGGAGAGCGACUCAACAUAUUGUACUCCACUCUGGUUUGACAAAAUAAUAGAAACAAAAUCACCAGGUAAAGAUGAAUGAAGUUGUGACCCCUGGUGGUUAGAUUUAAGUACUGCAUUGCAUACUGUGGUUAAACCGUGUACCCGAGGAUCACAUUAUUGGCCAAAGUAAAUGGGUUUCACUUAGUGUCAAUUUAAUUCCCUUGUGUAGAACACUUACCAAAUUAAAUAUUGGCUGAACAAGAUUGUAGACCUACACGCGCAACUUCAUCUUCCUACACUAAUCAAAUAUGCUGCUUCCUCCUCCACUCCGCCAGGUGGCGCUGUGCGCAUGCGCGGACCAGUUGUUGACCAAUCACUGGCGCUUAGCAGUUUGAACAUUAAGCGGGUGCAGCGGAUUUGGAUUGCUGCGGAAUAACGAUAAAGAAAAUACAAAAAGGCAAUAAAAUAACGGAAUUAAUCAUGGGAAUAGGUCAGACAUCUAAUACUCGUGUUUGUCCGAUCAGUGUUGUUAUUUUUAGGGUGUUGGUAUAGUCGAGCUGCCUGGCUAAACUCGACCUUUUUAACUUUGCUCGUUAGCUGUGUCUCGAUAGCUAAACGCCCCGUGAUGCACAUUCAUAUCUUUUUGGAUUCUUAGCACAUCUUAAUGUGUACUUUGAGCCAUGAAGCCCUUAAAGCCUUUAUUCAUGAAGACCUACGGUAAGGAGAGUCGAAAGGAGUCCGCCUGGAUCCUCCUGGAAAACCGCAAGAAGGCCUUCGACAGCUCGCGCUCAACCGACGGUGACAGCUCCGUCUUUGAGGCCGCACAACCUCCCACCAAAAGAGAGAGGAGGACCAGAGCUGCUGGUCCUGAAACGAUGCGCCCUGCCAAGAAGAAGGCCAUGCAAUGUCUGGCUGAGAAGAGCUGCGCCCAGGAGAAUGCCCCCUCUCCUCGCCGGCACAGCAGGUCCACCAGAGUGAAGAAAAUGAGCGUCGCCAGUGGUCGGGCAGUGCGUCCCGCCAAACUAAAAGCUCUUUCGUGUCUGAAAGAUGCCAACCGGGACGAGGGGAACAUCAGCAGUGGUCAUCUUCCUUCCGCAGGCCGCUUCGUAACGCACCGCAGACGUGCCACUACCGCCAAACCCCCGAAAUCUUUGUUCGCCACACUCAACUCUUCAGAUGAGUUUACAGCCAGAGCCGUUGGCCCCAGGAGAAUCCUGCGGCCCACUAGGAGGAGGGCCCCCCCGCCCCUUUUGGCGUUGAGUUCGGAGAGUGCAGCCGGCUUUGACACCGGCCCCUUAGCGGAGAUUUCCCUGAAUGAGUUGGCCGACCACAGCUUGGGACCCAGCCCCAGGAAACCCGCCUUUUGCUCCACCCCCUCGGCGGGCUCCAUCAGCAUACGGCCACGCCUUAAACCCCCGUCCUACAACGACCAAUCCCUCAGCCCUCUGUCCGUGCCCGUGAGUUGCAUCGGCGUCUCGGGCACGUUCCACGAGGAUGCGGAUAUGUCAGGGCACCUUCCUGCACUACCUGUCACACCUCGCUCCGAGGAGAAGCUGCCGCCGAGCCUCGGCGAGCGCGAGCCGGAGCCGCGAGGCAGCCAGGGAUCCUCCGGUGAUCCGUUCCUGGAGCCCGGGAGCCCAAAAGAGAGCGGCCAAUGCAGCGUGGGAAACGCAACGACCAAGAACACAGCGGGGUCCGUGAGCCUGAGUCCCUUGGCGGACGGCAGCUAUGGCAGCAUUCGCUUGGCGUUGUUCAUAGAGGCCCUUAAGGAGCAGUGUGUGACCGAGCGCUGCACGGUGCCGCUGGAACGGUUGGACUGCGGCGCGGCUUUGCUGCUACGGCGCCAGACAUCCUACUACUCCUGUUUGGACCUCUCCGGCGGGGCCGACAGCAUCGAGCAGCCGCCCGUGAGCCGCGUGAGUAGUUCAGAGCUCAGAGACAUUCGGAGCGCCGGCACCUCGCCCUCAGGCGCCCAGCCGAGCACACAGGAGACCCUGGAGCAGUCGGCAUCGGUUGUUUAUGUUGGAUCUAGCCACCGCAACGGCUGGGGCACGGAUUUUGCCGUGGGCGAGCCCAUGAGCUGCGACUCCGCGCUGACGCCCCCUGCUGGACCGGUGAACGGCGAGCGCUUGUCUGAGACAGCGCAGCUACAAAACACAGGUUUAUCCCACGCAAACAUGUCCGAAAAUGGCCCGGAAGACGUCAUACUUCUGGGAGAAGUCACGGAGAGGAGGAGAACCAGAGGCCUGCGGCCGAAGACGGCGUCCGGCCCCCCGGAGACGGCAGGAGAGGCGGCGGCGCUCGCCAUGACGCUGAAGGAGAAAUGUCUGACCGCCAAAGCCCUUGUUGAGGUGAAGAGACUAAGUCCGUCAUGGCGGAACAAUAUUGAGGCGCUCGAACGCCCCGAGAGCCGCCACGCAGAAACGCCCGUCGGCGUGGAGAAGAGACUCCCAACGAGCUCCGGAGACGAGAUCAGAGGAGGAGAAGCAGCUCAGGGAUCCAGAGACAUUCCCAAGAGAGGGAAAAAAAAGAGGCAGUCGUCUGCUAAAGAAAAGAAGGCGAGAAGGACCACGUCGGCGGACCGUCCCGGGACGACCCGGAAGGCGUGUGUGAGCGGCCUGAGCGUCAGCCGCUGGAAGAACAACGCAAGCGUCAUCAGCAGCAGGGCGGCAGACUGCAGCCUCAACCACCUCGUCUCCACCCAAGGACACAACCCGGAGUGGCUGGGGGGCGCCGUGGGGUUCUCCACCCCCGGGAAGGCCAGCCGCCUCAACCUGUCGUCCCUGCUGGCCGACCUGACCCCCCACACACACACCUGGAGUCGCCUGAAGGCCGCCCUGUCGGUCCACCGCAGGAACAAGGUGCUGCGCACUCCGUGCAGCUUGCGGCCGGGUGCGAUGGGCGAGUUCGCCGACGUCAGCGGGGACCUCUUUGCCACACCCUUUCGAACGCCGCGCCGCCCCCACCUGCAGCCACAGCUGCUGGGCAGCGAUUCCCCAGCUGCGUGUGAGGACGCCGACCUGUCGGACGCAGAGAAGGUGUGUGCCGAGUGCGGCCAGCCCCGCCCACUGCCGUGGGAGCAGUGUAUAGCCCCUGGGCGUAUGAAGCAGUGUGUGAAGAUAGGGGAGGGGACGUUUGGGGAAGUCUUCUCCACCACCAACGCUUCAGGAGACACCGUGGCACUCAAAAUCAUUCCACUAGAGGGCAGCGUGAAGGUGAACGGAGAGGACCAGAAGACUUUUGGAGAGAUUCUACAUGAGAUAAUUAUCUCAAAGGAGCUGAGCAGCCUCAAAGAGAAGCAGCAGAACAAGACUCACGGAUUCAUCGGACUCAACGACCUCCACUGCGUUCAGGGCCGCUACCCUCCACACUUCCUGAGUGCUUGGGACGCCUUCGACCAGCAGAAAGGCUCCGAGAACGACCGACCAGAUUUCUUUGAGACGGAUCAGUUAUUCCUUAUCCUGGAGUUUGAGUUUGGAGGCGCUGACCUGGAGAACAGCAAUGGAACGCUGAGGUCUUUGGCGGUGGCCAAGAGCAUCCUUCAUCAGGUCACUGCUGCCUUGGCUGUUGCUGAGGAGGAGCUCCACUUUGAGCACAGGGACCUCCACUGGGGCAACGUGCUGGUCAAACCCACCAAGGAGAAGACGGAGAGCUUCUACCUGAAGGGAGCGGCCCACUCUGUGGAGACCAAAGGGCUGCUGGUCCGCAUCAUCGACUACUCUCUCUCCAGGCUGGAAAUCGAUGACCUGACGGUGUCCUGUGAUAUCGCCAAUGAUGAGGAGCUCUUCAUGGGCCAGGGGGACUACCAGUUUGACAUCUACAGACUGAUGAGACAGGAGAAUGGAAAUAACUGGAGUGACUACCACCCCCACACCAACGUGCUGUGGCUGCGCUACCUGUGCUCCAAGCUGCUCUCCAUGAAGUACCGGGGCUUGGGAGGGAGGGGCUUCAAGGCCUUGCGAGAGGAGCUCACUCGUUUCCAUGACGACGUCCUCCAGUACAGCUCUGCCACUGACGUGCUGCGAACCUGCCCUAUGUUUCAGUAGUAUUUUAGUGUGAGGAUGCUCACAUCUAGUGUGGUUCGUCUUCAGUGUGCAGUCUGCUUGUCCUCUGACUUAUUGAGACAGUUUUAUUGAUCUCCUUUAAUGUGUUUACACAACUGCCAUUUGUCAAGUUUAUUAAAAUAACCCUUUAAAUAUGAUGUAUACAUGUGUCUUAGAUUUUUCAUUUGAAGUUUAUUUGAUGCCUGAUGCAUUAGCUGCUGCUUUUAUAACUGUUGAAGUCCAUGUGUGUACCUCCUGAACACAUAAAAACUGUAUCAGAAAAGACCACAGCGGUGUGAUACUCCUUUUCUGGUCAACACUGCUGGGGUGUUUUCCAGACAAAGACUUUUAGUGUAGCAGUAUUUAGUUGUGUGUUACACCUGUAACAACUCAAUGCUGAGUAACUGCA
Pungitius pungitius (ninespine stickleback) is the source of this 4942-nucleotide messenger RNA. It is a transcript of the gene haspin, whose product is annotated as histone H3 associated protein kinase. Bases 1171 to 4536 code for a protein of 1121 amino acids. The transcript has 15 exons. Gene Ontology annotation, biological process: mitotic cell cycle; intracellular signal transduction; protein phosphorylation. Lineage: Eukaryota; Metazoa; Chordata; Actinopteri; Perciformes; Gasterosteidae. The record is from RefSeq and is a predicted model, not a curated record. Gene Ontology annotation, cellular component: cytoplasm; nucleus. Gene Ontology annotation, molecular function: ATP binding; histone H3T3 kinase activity.